GCCAGAGCACACUGCGCAUGAGCGGUGGGGGCCAGCUGAAUGAGCGGCGGUGACGUCACAAUGGAGUUGUUGCAGUGAAUGAUAGAACUGAGUGACACUGCUUUCCCUGUAAUGAGCCUCAGCUGCUGCAUAAGAGCGAGGACUCUAACGUCACGUGUGCAUAGUAGGAGCCAAACACGUCAAGAAAUAAGUUGGCCGGUGUACCUGGUCUAACGUCUUCACUGAGGAUGGACAAGGGCAGGAGUCACAUGACUGAGAGGAUACUAAACCUCACCUUGGAGAUCAUCUACCUGCUGACUGGUGAGGACCAUAUAGUUGUGAAGAAGAAAGCUGGUGAAUGUGUCAAAGAACUUUCACCUCACUCCCGGAUACAUGAGAGAGACCAUGAGCAGAAGAUCCUGGAACUCACCAACAAGAUCAUUCAGCUGCUGACUGGAGAGGUUCCUAUAAGGUGUCAAGAUGUCGCGGUUUAUCUCUCCAUGGAGGAGUGGGAGUAUAUAGAGGAACACAAAGAUCUGUAUGAUGACAUCAUGAUGGAGAAUCACUCACCGCUCACAUCACCGGAUGAAUACAGAAACACACUACAGAGAAGUCCUACCCCUCUCUUAUCACCGGAUGACAACCGAGAAUACAGGGAGCAAUCAGAGGAUGAAGAAUUGAACAUUGUGGUAGUUGAUAUUGACACACAGACCGAGGAAGAACCGAUGGACAUACAAAUUAAGGAGGAGGACUUCCCUACAGAUAUCGGCACAGUGUGUAAUGAGGAAUCAGCUAUCGAGUUCCUUCAGAAACACAAUAUAAUACCACGGGGGCGAAAGUGUGAUAACAGCCAUGACAUGAAACCGUCAUUCAGUGAUGAACAGCCCCGCUGGAGAUGUCACAAACGAUCAUGUAGAUCAAAAAAGGGAAUUCGACAGGAUACCUGGCUUGAAGGAUCCAAGAUUCCUUUGAAAACAGUGGUGCAUUUUAUUUAUUGCUGGUCCCGUGAAUUGACGUCCAUCAAAUUCUGUAAGCAGAAGCUCAACAUGUCGCAGCCGUCUGUUGUCGACUGGAACAAUUAUAUUCGGGAAGUCUGCGUCUGGCGCAUGGAACAAAUGGACACGACAAUUGGCGGAGAAGGAUUGUGUGUUGAAAUAGACGAGAGUCUCUUUAUCCACCGUAGAAAUAAUGCAGGGAGAAUGUUGCCCCAACAGUGGGUCUUUGGUGGAUUUUGUAGGGCGACCAAAGAAUGCUUUAUAUUACAAGUUCCCAACUGUUCUGCCGAGACCCUGUUGUCAGUGAUCAGGCAGAAAGUGAGACCGGGCUCCACAAUAAUAUCCGACCGCUGGCGAACAUACAUCGAGGUUGAGGCGAAGAGUUGUAAACCUCAAACCCCGCACCACCGAUAUCAUUUUGUGGCUCCCGAGAGUUUUGCCAAUACCCAGCAGUUCAAACAGAUGUGGGGGUCUGCAAAAUGGGCAAAUAAGAAGAGAAGAGGGACCAAUAGUAACUUCCUCGAUUCUUACUUGGCCGAGUUCAUGUGGAGAAUGAGAGUUGAUGACCGUGACCCUUUUUACGCUAUCCUCAAAGACAUAGCCUCGUUCUAUUCCUCGGUCCGCGAAGAAAGAGACUCUCGUCCGCUUCUAGAAGUUGGAAGGGGUGGCUGUUAAAUUCAGUGGCGUUCGCAGUACAAUAGAAAUAUAAUGGUUACAUUGUUCACUGGAACGUUAAUGUAGUUUGUGGUAAACUGCAGUUGUUAUAAUGGGUUAAGUAUGGGAUACCGUCAGUCAGGAUGCCGAAGGUAAGAAUACCGACAUUGGAAUCCUGACUGGUGCAGGAGGCAAGUACCGCUAAUUCUAACCCUCCCUCCCCGCAGCCUAACCGUAAACCUCCCUUCCUGCAGCCUAACCCUAACCCUCCCUUCCUGCAGCCUAACCCUCACUUCCUGCAGCCCUAGCCCUCCCUUCCUGCAUCCUAACACUAACCCUAACCCUCCCUUCCUGCAGCCUAACCCUCCCUUCCUGCAGCCUAACCCUAACCCUCCCUUCCUGCAGCCUAAUCCUAACCCUCCCUUCCUGCAGCCUAACCCUCCCUUCCUGCAGCCUAACCCUCCCUUUCUGCACCCUAACCCUCCCUUCCUGCAGCCUAAGCCUAACCCUCCCUUCCUGCAGCCUAACCCUCCCUUCCUGCAGCCUAAUCCUAACCCUCCCUUCCUGCACCCUAACCCUCCCUUCCUGCAGCCUAAUCCUAACCCUCCCUUCCUGCACCCUAACCCUCCCUUCCUGCAGCCUAACCCUAACCCUCCCUUCCUGCAGCCUAACCCUAACCCUCCCUUCCUGCAGCCUAACUCUCGCUUCCUGCAGCCUAAUCCUAACCCUCCCUUCCUGCAGCCUAACCCUCCCUUCCUGGACCCUAACCCUCGCUUCCUGCAGCCUAACCCUAACCCUCCCUUCCUGCAGCCUAACCCUACCCCUCCCUUCCUGCAGCCUAACCCUGACCCUCCCUUCCUGCAGCCUAACCCUGACCCUCCCCGGGAUACUUACGUUUGGGAUUUCGGUGUCGGGAUUCCUGCGCCAACAUUUGGACUGUCAGGAUCCCAACUACAUCCCAUUAUAAUUAUGUAUGUUUUUUCUUAAAGUUAAAGACAUUUGCUGUACAUUGCUAAUAAGAAGGUAACAUGGUUCACUCUGUUAUACGUUUGAUGUGAUGCACUGAAUAAAAGUACUGCUCUGUGAUUAACAAUUCUGUGAUAUUUAAAGGUAAUGCGCUACACUAUGUAACAGUUAUCCGACUCAGAUUCACCCUGAGAUACGCAAAGGUGCGUACGUUCGC
This is a messenger RNA of Pseudophryne corroboree (corroboree frog), 2811 nucleotides long. Its product is annotated as zinc finger protein OZF-like. Gene Ontology annotation, molecular function: RNA polymerase II transcription regulatory region sequence-specific DNA binding; DNA-binding transcription factor activity, RNA polymerase II-specific. Gene Ontology annotation, cellular component: nucleus. Lineage: Eukaryota; Metazoa; Chordata; Amphibia; Anura; Myobatrachidae. Gene Ontology annotation, biological process: embryo development; urogenital system development; regulation of transcription by RNA polymerase II. The coding region runs from base 228 to 1649 and encodes 473 amino acids. The transcript is spliced from 7 exons. The record is from RefSeq and is a predicted model, not a curated record.